Messenger RNA from Eucalyptus grandis, 1556 nucleotides. RefSeq names its product psbP domain-containing protein 7, chloroplastic. Gene Ontology annotation, biological process: photosynthesis. The transcript has 3 exons. Gene Ontology annotation, molecular function: calcium ion binding. Gene Ontology annotation, cellular component: photosystem II; extrinsic component of membrane; photosystem II oxygen evolving complex. Bases 600 to 1460 code for a protein of 286 amino acids. Lineage: Eukaryota; Viridiplantae; Streptophyta; Magnoliopsida; Myrtales; Myrtaceae. The record is from RefSeq and is a predicted model, not a curated record.
UCUCGCCUUCCGCUCUCUUGUUCUAGCCAGUCUGUUUACGUUACUAGAAUUCCCAGCGACCCGGAGCUGAUGAAUCCUGCGGACGGUCAUAGAGACCAUGGCUAAGGCAGACGUGGUCUUAGAAAGGCUCCGACCCAACCACACCCCAACCUCAAAUGGCUCAGAACAGAGGGAUUUUCUCCACUUUGCAACCCGGUCCAAAUUGCCGUCCUUUGGUUCAGCUUCUCUUCCUCGAGCUUCUCUGUCCGUCCGAUCUGAAAUUAUUGGAAUAUACAGAGAUGUCGACUGAGGUGAGUACUGAAGUGGGUGUUGAAGGAAAAGCAAUCCCUGAGGCUGAUUCAUCAAUGAAGAAACGCUGCUCAUUCGGGACCUACUAUAUAAAGCAUUUCUUAGAGGCUAGUAGUUAGAUUCACGUGCAACAAGCGUGCAUCUUUUUCUAGCCCCUGAAGAAUUAUGGACCACUAAAAUUAGAUAACCUUAUCAUAUCGGAGAACCCAGGGAAUGGUUUCCUCCGAAGAUCAGACUCCAUGCACGGCAUCACGUAAACCUAUAUUGUACAUGUAUCUGUCUAUAACCCCAUCAAGACGGCGAAGAGCUUGAUGUUGAGCUCACAUUACCACGCGGGAUGCAGAUUUCAAUCUCUCCCUCGGAUUCGCACGAUGGCGCGAUCCGACAGCGACCCAGAAGAGAGUUUCAGGGACGCAUCGAUGCGGCCCAGGAGAUCCCCGGCCGAGCAAUUCGCGCCUCUGGCAUCAACGUUCAGGAGGAGGAUCCUUGUCGGCAUAGGCUCGGCCUCUCUCGUGGCUCUUGGCGCUGAUUUUGGUGGAAUCACGAGCUUGAUUCUCGGGUUGUCACCAGAGACCGGCCGGGGUCUGAAGUUGGACGUGCUCUAUCCUAUCAAAGGGUAUAGUCGAUGCAUCGAGACCAGUGAAGGAUUUGAGUUCAUUUACCCAGCAAAUUGGGUUGGGGAUCAGACACUGCUGUACAGAGCCGCUGGAAAGGCAGAGCUUGAGAGAGGACUUGAUCCGCCUCCCUUAAAUAGGCGACGCCAGAACGUAAACGAGCCGGUCGUUGCAUUUGGCCCUCCCAGCACCAAUGGCGAGCUUAAUGUUAGCGUCAUCGUGUCUAAGGUUCCGCUUGAUUUCUCGAUUGAGUCGUUCGGAGGACCGGAAGAGGUUGGACAGGCCAUAGUUCAGACCAUCGUGGGAUCUAGCCGCCGUCCCGAUGUUAAAGGAAGCUUGGUCAAGUCAACUUUGAGAAACGAUCCUUCCAAGAUGGUCAAGUAUUACGAACUCGAGUUUAGAGUCGAAAGCCCCUCAUUCCGACGGCAUAACAUUGCUGUCUGCUGUACGCAAAGUGGUAAAUUAUACACUCUGAAUGCUCAAGCACCGGAAUCGGCAUGGCCAGAGCUGAAAGCAGACUUUUAUACCAUUGCUGAGUCUUUUGUACUGACUUCUUGAGAGAGAGAGAGAGUUCUGGGAGUAGAAUAUGUAAUUGAACUCAAUCAUUUCUAAAGCCCCAAAAACCUUGGGGACAUAUGGCCCUUUAAGUCUUAA